AUGAGUCUUUGCCAGAACCGCCUACUCGAGGAGCGGAAGCAAUGGCGUCGUGACCACCCUUUUGGAUUCUACGCGAGACCGCAGCGAAAUGCGCAGGGCGUUUCCGAUAUGAAGAUUUGGGAGUGUGGCAUUCCAGGCAAGGAGAAGACGAUCUGGGAAGGCGGCCUCUUCAAACUCGUUAUCAACUUUCCCGACGAAUAUCCCACGAAGCCCCCUAAGUGCAAGUUCGUGCCUCCCUUGUUCCACCCGAACGUCUAUCCCUCCGGCACCGUGUGUCUAUCGAUCCUCAACGAAGAGGAAGCAUGGAAGCCAGCCAUCACCGUCAAGCAGAUCCUCCUCGGAAUCCAGGACCUGCUCAACGAUCCCAACCCUGACUCUCCGGCCCAGGCAGAGGCGUAUAACCUCUUCAAGAAGGAUCGCGUCGAGUACGAAAAGAGAAUCCGACGGGUUGUGCGGGAGAACCCCGCGAGCUAA
This is a messenger RNA of Scedosporium apiospermum, 474 nucleotides long. RefSeq lists its product as uncharacterized. The coding region runs from base 1 to 474 and encodes 157 amino acids. Gene Ontology annotation, biological process: protein sumoylation. The transcript has 4 exons. The record is from RefSeq and is a predicted model, not a curated record. Gene Ontology annotation, molecular function: SUMO conjugating enzyme activity. Gene Ontology annotation, cellular component: nucleus. NCBI's taxonomy places the organism in Eukaryota, Fungi, Ascomycota, Sordariomycetes, Microascales, Microascaceae.